AUGAACAACCAAACAUCAACAAUAACUAACGGAUGUGAUGGCGCAAUAAAUACAUUUCCAUUUCGAGAAGAUGCAAAAGGUCGUCGAUUUAUCAAUAUUCAAUGUAUGCAAAAUGUUCUUCUUAUCUGGUUAGACAGUAACAUUAACGAUACAAAUGAUGAUUGCCAAAAUACAAUCAAACAACUGCAACGGGUUGUCAACGACAUCAAUACAUUUACAGAUGGUGAUCAAUGUCUUGAUUUCAUUCGAGAAAUCAGUGACAAAAAGAUAUGUAUGAUCAUAUCUGGAUUACUUGGACAAAAUAUUGUGCCUCGUGUGCACAGUAUGUCCCAGAUUGAUUCAAUAUUUAUUUUUCGUGAUACUGAAAAACAUCAUGAACAAUGGACCAAAGAAUGGCCUAAAAUAAAGGGUAUCUACACAGGUAUUACACAUAUCUGUGAAGCUCUUAAAUCGGCAGCUCAUCAAUGUGAGCAAAACGCCAUUCCGAUGACUUUUGUGGGAUUAAAUAAAAAAGUGGAUCAAAAUAUUAUUGAGCAUAAAAUUCGAGCAAAAACAUAUUCAAGCUAUACGGAUUAUUGUCGCGAUGUUUUUGUUGAUAAUGAAGAAGAAAUGGUUAAUAUUAAACGGUUUGAACGUGAAUAUCAUGACAAAACACCAAUUUAUUGGUACACCUGCCAUAUGUUUCUAUAUCCCAUGCUCAAUCAUGCAUUACGAAUGAUGGAUGGUGAUAUCAUUAAACGAAUGGGCUUCUUCAUUAGUGAUUUGCAUAGACAUAUUGAGCAACUACACCGGAAACAAUAUCGUAGUAAAACGGCUGCUAACACCUUGACACUCUAUCGUGGACAAGGUUUGUCUAAAGAGGAUUUUGAGAAAAUGAUGAAAACUAAAGGUGGUCUGGUUUCGUUUAAUAACUUCUUAUCUGCCAGUGAAAACAGCAAAAUUUCAAUACGUUUUGCUCAAGAUGCUACAAUAAAUCCAGAUCAAGUGGGAGUUCUUUUUAUCAUUCACAUUAAUCCUACUCAAUCAACAAUACCCUUUGCUUCUAUUACUGGUAUAAGCGCUACUAAAACAGAAAAGGAAGUCAUAUUUUCAAUGCAUAGCAUAUUUAAUAUCCGCGAUAUUAAACAAAUGUAUGGAAAUAAUCGUUUGUAUGAAGUCAACUUAACACUUACUGAUGACAAUGAUCCACAAAUAAAUAGACUUACUGAUAACAUUCGAGAAGAAAACUUUCCGCAAAAUCAGGGAUGGUAUCGAUUAAGUUUGGUACUACAUAAAAUGGGUCAAUUUGAUAAAGCUGAACACAUUUGUCAAGUUUUACUAGCACAAACAAAAGACUACGAACAAAAAGCACCUAUUUAUCAUCAAAUUGGGUCGAUCAAAGAUAGUCAAGGACAAUACGAUAAAGCGCUCACGUUCUAUGAACAAUCCAUUGCUAUCUAUAAAAAAACUCUUCGUCCAAAUCAUCCCAAGUUAGCUCACUCUUACAAUGACAUUGGCGAUGUGCACUGCAACAUGGGCAACUAUCCGCAAGCACUUUCAUAUUAUAAGAAAUGCCUUGAGAUCUGUAAACAAUCACUUCCUUCCAAUCAUCUUGAUUUGGCUAAAUCUUACAACAACAUUGGUAAUGUUCAUUACAGCAUGGCUGAUUAUCCGAAAGCACUUUCUUAUUAUGAGAAAGAUCUCAAAAUUCGACAACAAUCACUACCUCCCAAUCAUCUUGAUUUAGCGACGACCUAUAUUUGCUUUUGUGCGGCGCAUUAUCGAAUGAGUAAUUAUUCGAAAGCACUUUCAUAUCAAGAAAAAGCUCUUGAAAUUCAACAACAAUCACUUCCUAUCAAUCACCCUGAUUUGGCUGAUUCCCACAACAACAUUGGUGAAAUGCAUAGAAACAUGGGUAAUUAUCCAAAAGCACUUUCAUCUCAUGAAAAGGCUCUUGAAAUUAGACAACAAUCACUACCUUCCAAUCACACAGAUUUGGCACAUUCUUACAACAACAUUGGUAAUGUGCAUUACAACAUGGGUAAUUAUCCGAAAGCACUUUCGUCUCAUAAAAAAGCCCUUGAAAUUAGACAACAUUCACUUCCUCCCAAUCAUCUGGAUUUGGCUGGUUCUUACUACAACCUAGCUGUAGUCUAUAAACACAUGGGUAAUUAUCCAAAAGCACUUUCAUUUCAUGAAAAAGCCAUUAAAAUCAAACAACAGUCACUUCCUGCCAAUCAUCCUGAUUCAGCUUCUUCUUACGCUAAUAUUGGUGAUGUGCAUUACAAUAUGGAUGAUUAUCCCAAAGCACUUUCAUCUUAUGAGAAAGCUCUGGAAAUCAGACAACAGUCACUUCCUCCGAACCAUCCUGAUUUGGCUAAAUCCUACAAUAACAUUGGUAAUGUACAUUACAAUAUGGGUAGUUAUCCGAAAGCACUGUCAUCAAAUGAAAAAGGUCUUGAAGUUCUACAGCAAACGCUUCCUCGCAAUCAUCCAGAUUUAGCUCAUUCCUAUGCGAACAUUGGUGUAGUGCACGAUAGCAUGGGAAAUUAUAUCAAAGCACUUUCAUUCCACGAAAAAGCCCUUGAAAUUCGACAAAAACUAAUUCCGCCCAAUCAUCGUGAUUUAGCUGAUUCCUACAGCAAUAUUGGUGAAACGCAUAAAAACAUGGGUAAUUAUUCGAAAGCAAUUUCAGCUCAUGAAAAAGCUCUUGAAAUUCGAAAACAAUCACUUCCUCUCAAUCCUCGUGAUUUGGCUGAUUCCUACAACAGCAUUGGUGAAAUCCACAGCAACCUGGGUAAUUAUUCGAAAGCACUUUCAUUUCAUGAAAAAGCGCUUGAAAUUAGACAGCAAUCAGUUUCUCCCAAUCGUCGAGAUUUGGCUACUUCAUACUAUAAUAUUGGUGUAGCGUAUAAAAACAUGGGUAAUUAUUCGGAAGCACUUUCAUCUCAUGAAAAAGCCAUUGAAAUUCAACAACAGGUACUUCCUCCGAAUCAUCCUGAUUUAGCUGUCUCCUACGCUAAUAUUGGUAAUGUGCAUUACGACAUGAAUGAUUAUACCCAAGCGCUUUCAUCCUAUGAAAAAGCUCUUCAAAUCAGACAACAAUCACUUCCCCCAGCUCAUCAUGAUUUAGCUAUGUCCUACAAUAACAUUGCUGAUGUGCAUUAUAGCAUGGGUAAUUAUUCGAAAGCACUUUCAUCUAACGAAAAAGCUCUUCAAAUUCAACAACAGUCGCUACCUUCCAAUCAUUUGGAUUUGGCUCAUUCCUACACAACCAUUGGUGUACUGCAUGACAGCCUUGGUAAUUAUCUCGAAGCACUUUCAUUUUAUGAGAAAGCUCUUAAAAUUCGGCAACAAUCACUUGCUUCGAAUCAUCCAGAUCUAGCUGAAUCCUAUAAUAGCAUUGGUGAAGUGCAUAAAAACAUGGGUGAUUAUCCAAACGCACUUUCAUCUCAUAAAAAAGCCAUUGAGAUUCUGCAACAAUCGCUUCCGCCCAACGAUCGAGAUUUAGCUCAAUCCUAUGGGAAAAUUAGUGUAGUGUAUAAAAACAUGGGUAAUUAUCGAAAAGCACUUUCAUCUUAUAGAAAAGCCCUUGAAAACCAACAACAAGCACUUCCUCCCAAUCAUCUGGAUUUGGCACAUUCCUACGACGACAUUGGUGCAGUGCAUUAUAGCAUGGGUGAUUAUUCAGAGGCACUCUCAUUUCACGAAAAAGCCCUGGAAAUUAGACAACUAUCACUUCCUACCAAUCAUCGAGACUUAGCUGAUUCUCACAGUAAAAUUGGUGAGAUGCAUAAAAAUUUGGGUAAUCAUUCGAAUGCACUUUCAUCUCAUGAAAAAGCUCUUGAAAUAAGACAACAAUCACUUCCUUCCAUUCAUCCAGAUUUGGCUGCUUCAUACUACACCAUUGGUGUACUACAUAAAAACAUGGGUAAUUAUUCGGAAGCACUUUCAGCCCAUGAAAAAGCGCUUGAAAUUAAACAACAAUUACUUCCUCCCGAUCAUCCUGAUUUGGCUUCUUCCUAUGGAAAUAUUGGUAAUGUGUAUUACAACAUGGAUGAUUAUUCUAAAGCGCUUUCAGCUUAUGAAAAAGCUCUUGAAAUCAGACAACUGUCACUUCCACCCGAUCAUCCUAAUUUUGCUAUGUCCUAUAGCAAUAUUGGUAAUGUACAUUACAAUAUGGGUAAUUAUCAAGAAGCACUGUCAUCUAAUGAAAAAGCUCUUGAAAUAAGACUACAAUCACUUCCUCCCGAUCAUCCGGAUUUAGUAGGAUCUUAUUACAACAUCGGUGUAGUCCAUGAUAGCAUGGGUAAUUAUCCUGAAGCACUUUUAUUUCAAGAAAAAGCCCUUGAGAUUCGUCAACAAUCACUUCCAUCAGAUCAUCCAGAAUUGGCUGAUUCCUACAACAUCAUUGCUGAAGUGCAUAACAGCAUGGGUCAUUAUGCUGAAGCACUUUUAUUUCACGAAAAAGCUUUGAAAGUUCGGCAACAAUCACUGGCUAACAAUGAUCCUGACUUGGCUACCACUUACUACAACAUUGCGGUAGUGUAUAAAAAUAUGGAUAACUAUCCGGAAGCACUUUCAUUUGAUGAAAAAGCCCUCGAAAUUCGGCAACAAUCACUUCCUGCCAAUCAUCCGGAUUUGGCUAACUCUUACUACAACAUCGGUGUAGCCUAUAAACACAUGGGUAAUUAUCCAAAAGCACUGUCAUCUCAUGAAAAGGCCCUUGAAAUUCGACAACAAUCGCUUCCACCCAGUCAUCCGGAUUUGGCUUCCUCCUAUGUAAAUAUUGGGAAUAUAAACUACAACAUGGACGAUUAUCCUAAAGCACUUUCAUCGUAUCAAAAAGCUCUUGAAAUUAAACAGCAGUCACUUCCUCCGAAUCAUCCUAGUUUGGCUAAUUCUUACAUCUGCAUUGGUUUAGUUCAUUACAAUCCGGGUAAUUACUCGAAAGCACUGUCUUAUUAUGAAAAUGCACUUGAAAUUCAAGAACAAUCGCUUCCUGCCAAUGAUCCUGAUUUAGGUUAUUCCUACAGCAACAUUGGUAAUGUGUAUAACACGAUGGGUAAUUAUCCCGAAACACGUUUUUAUUGUGAAAAAGCUCUGGCAAUUCGACAACAGUCACUUUCUCCGAAUCAUCCGGAUUUGGCUGAUUCCUAUAACAAUAUAGGUGUAGUGCAUUACAAUAUGGGGAAUUAUUCCGAAGCACUUGCAUCUCAUGAAAAAGCUUUUGAAAUUAGACAACAUUCCCUUCCUCCCAAUCAUCCUGAUUUAGGUAUAUCGUAUAACAACAUUGGUAAUGUACAUUACAAGAUGCGUAAUUAUCCGAAAGCACUUUUAUUUCAUGAAAAAGCACUUGACAUUCAACAACAAUCGCUUCCUCACAAUCAUCCUGAUUUGGCUGGUUCUUACUGCAACCUUGCUGUUGUGUAUAAACACAUGGGUAAUUAUCCGGAAGCACUUUCAUCACAUGAAAAAGUCCUUGAAAUCAAACAACAAUCACUUCCUCCCAAUCACCCUGAUUUGGCUACUUCCUACGGUAAUAUUGGUAAUCUGCAUUAUAACAUGGAAGAGUAUCCCAAAGCACUUUCAUCUUAUGAGAAAGCCCUUCAAAUUAGACAGCAAUCGCUUCCACCCGAUAAUCCUGAUUUGGCUAUGUCCUACAACAACGUUGGUAAUGUGCAUUACAACAUGGGUAAUUAUCCCGAAGCACUUUCAUCAAAUGAAAAAGCUCUUGAAAUUCGACUACAAUCACUUUGGCCCAGUCAUCCGGAUUUGGCUCAUUCCUACGCGAACAUUGGUGUAGUGCAUGACAGUAUGGGUAA
Molecule: messenger RNA, 5804 nt
Organism: Adineta steineri
Lineage: Eukaryota; Metazoa; Rotifera; Eurotatoria; Adinetida; Adinetidae
Source: the annotation of a GenBank genome assembly